ACAAUACGCCAGUCUUAAAAACCCUAGUCUUCGCCCUGCUCCUGCUUUUACCCUCUGUGUCUGUUUCCUUCCGCCGACGCUCCUUCGCUCUGUGUUUCCGUUGCGCGGCCUCGACCUCCUUGGAAGUUGUACACCGCACCCACCAGCAUGGACGCUCAGACGGAAAAGGCAUUUCUGAAGCAGCCGAAGGUUUUCCUCUGCUCGAAGAAGUCAGGCAAGGGUAAGAGACCGGGGAAAGGAGGUAACAGGUAUUGGAAGAGCAUUGGGCUAGGAUUCAAGACUCCCAGGGAUGCUACUGAAGGUGCUUACAUUGACAAGAAAUGCCCAUUCACUGGCAAUGUUUCCAUUAGGGGUCGUAUCCUUGCUGGUACUUGCCACAGUGCUAAGAUGAUGAGGACCAUCAUUGUCCGCCGAAACUACCUUCACUUUGUGAAGAAGUACCAGAGGUAUGAGAAGAGACACUCCAACAUCGCUGCCCAUGUCUCCCCAUGCUUCCGUGUCAAGGAAGGGGACCAUGUAAUUAUCGGACAGUGCAGGCCAUUGUCGAAGACUGUGAGGUUCAAUGUGCUGAAAGUGAUCCCGGCUGGGUCGUCUGGUGGUGGCGGGAAGAAGGCAUUCACGGGAAUCUGAGUUUAGACUGCUGCAGUUUCUUGAGUUUUGGUGUUAUAUUUGAUAGUGAAGCUUAAAUUGAGCAAUUUGGGGUUGGAUAACUCAGAUGUUAUCUUGCUUAUGGAAAUGACGUUUCUGUCAUCAAGAUUUUGUACGACUUUGUUAUAUCCAUUAUCAGUUCAAUUUGAAGAGUAGAUUGAUUGUAAAACUUUCGAUCCACGGAACAUUUUAGUGA
Messenger RNA from Punica granatum (pomegranate), 844 nucleotides. The record is from RefSeq and is a predicted model, not a curated record. Lineage: Eukaryota; Viridiplantae; Streptophyta; Magnoliopsida; Myrtales; Lythraceae.